UUCCAUCUCGCCUCCAUCUUCGAACACCACAUACAAAUACCCGGUGUCAUCCCACGCCUCGUGAUCUACUCUCUCACCAGCUUCAUACAUCUUGGCCACGCUUCAGAUUACUUAUUUUGCCCAGUAAGUUUCCGAUGCCCUGUUUUCUUUCCCUCCCAGACUCGGCCUUGUGCAAUGAUGAACCUUUUAUUGGAGCUGUCCUAUUUACCAUGAGGACUUCUAAUAUACACUGAAAAUUCUGAUUCAUCCGUAUCCGUGAUACUCCUGCCCCGAGCCCCGUAUCACAGUCCCCCACUAACGAAGGGGGAAGAAGAUUUUGCAGCUCGGUCCCUUCACCCUCCCCAUUCACCGCGCAGGUCGCGCUUCAAUCUCAGACCCUGCCUUCACUAUGUCGGCAGAUCCACGGCUAGCGAGGUCACGACCUCAGCAGCAUCAACCCACUCCCGUGCCUCCCCCCCCUCCUCCCCCGCCCAUGGGCAACUUGCUAUCAAAACCCGGUUCGGAGGGCACGCCCGACGAGUCCGAGCAGUCCCCUGCACCCGGCCAGGCUCAAGUCGUGCCUGACGACAUGUUCAAGCUGAAGUUCUGCACCGUGUGUGCCAGUAACCAAAAUCGCUCCAUGGAAGCACACCUCCAGCUCGCCUCCGCUGGCCUCCCCACCAUUUCCUUCGGCACUGGCUCUCUCGUUCGCCUUCCCGGUCCGACUAUUACCUCGCCGAAUGUCUACCACUUCAACAGCACUACCUACCGUGCCAUUCACGCUGAGCUUGCCCAGCAGAACACGCAGCUCUAUACUCAAAAUGGCCUCUUGAAUAUGCUCUCCCGCAAUCUCUCCAUCAAGUCUUACCCGGAGAGGUUUCAAGACUGGGUGCCUGGCAAACCGAGACUGGAUCACACUGAAGAUCAAGGCGCCCCAGGCACUGAGGCUGGAGUCGUGGACGUCGUGAUAACAUGUGAGGAGCGGUGCUUUGACGCUGUGUUAGACGACUUGCACAACAAAGGAGGCAAGCUAAACCGGCCCGUCCAUGUUUUCAACGUGGAUAUCCGAGACAACCACGAGGAGGCUCUCGUUGGAGGCAAAGCUAUCCUAGAUCUCGCCUUGAGCUUAAACGAAGCCGCGAGCCAAGAGAGGGGGAUGUAUGGAGACAGCGGUUGGCAGGGUGGAGUCGGCGCUGCUCGUCAAGGUUUCGACGAAAAGGUUCCAGACAUUCUCGCUGAGUGGCAGGAGCGAUGGCCCAACAUGCCAGCGCUUUGGAGCUUGGCGUGGUUCUAGGAAUGGUAUUUGAUGUCUGUUUAGGAUAAAGGGGUUUCUUUCACGGUUGGGUGGGAUUAACUAUUGAUACCCUGCAUAGCGAGGCGUAUCCGGGCAUCACAUUCUUUCGGUCCUUCAUAACGUACCCG
Molecule: messenger RNA, 1401 nt
Organism: Lindgomyces ingoldianus
Lineage: Eukaryota; Fungi; Ascomycota; Dothideomycetes; Pleosporales; Lindgomycetaceae
Product: Ssu72-domain-containing protein
Exons: 2
Coding region: 389-1273 (294 amino acids)
Biological process (GO): termination of RNA polymerase II transcription
Cellular component (GO): nucleus; mRNA cleavage and polyadenylation specificity factor complex
Molecular function (GO): RNA polymerase II CTD heptapeptide repeat phosphatase activity
Source: RefSeq, a predicted model, not a curated record